This is a messenger RNA of Nicrophorus vespilloides, 1155 nucleotides long. Its product is annotated as transforming growth factor beta regulator 1. The transcript has 3 exons. Gene Ontology annotation, cellular component: nucleus. The record is from RefSeq and is a predicted model, not a curated record. NCBI's taxonomy places the organism in Eukaryota, Metazoa, Arthropoda, Insecta, Coleoptera, Silphidae. Gene Ontology annotation, biological process: regulation of cell cycle. The coding region runs from base 120 to 1055 and encodes 311 amino acids.
AUAGUUAUUAUAUUUCACAGAUGUUUUUUAUUUAUAUUAUUUUCAACAAAAAUAAUAUUGAAAAGUGUGCAUUAUCUAAACAAUUUUUGAUUCUUUCAUUGUAACUGGAUUUCUACACAAUGAAUAACAUUAAAGGGAACAGUACUUCUUCCAAGUACAUGAAGAAAUUACAUAAAAUUAAACAAUUAAUAAGAGAAUAUGUACAUGAAAAUGCAUCUCUCUGUGAUGAAAUUAAUGAAGUGCAGGAGACUAUUAUUAUACGAAGUGAAGAGCGGAAGUAUUUAUUAAAGAAACUAUGUUUAUAUGAACCACAAGUGGAAGUGGAGGUUGAAACAUUAUCUAAAUCUUUGUACAAUUCAACAGCUGGUAGUCCUGUGGAUGGCAACAAGAAAACCAAAAAGAAAUUUAACAUGAAUGGUAAAGAGAGCAGAAAAUUUCCAAUUGCAACGAAAUCACGAAAAUCAAAUUAUAAACAAAGGAAAAAAAUGGUGCAGCCGAUUCCACUUGAUUCAAAUGGUCGACCGAUAUUCCCUAUUGAAUUAGGUUCCCUGACAAUUCAUUCGUUAGGAGAAAUAGUCGCGGACAGAAAGGAAUUUCACUGUGAAGAUGCAAUUUAUCCGGUGGGAUAUGUGUCCACAAAAAUUUAUGGCAGCUUACAAGAUCCGACAAUAAAAUGUAUUUACACUUGUAAAAUAUCGGAUUUAAAUGGAUUGCCAAGAUUUGAAAUCGCCUCCGACGAUAACAGUGAACCUAUAGUAGGCGGUACACCGGAUGUUUGCCACUCCAUGCUUUUGCAGAAGAUUAAUGAUAUACUCUCGUUAAAUGUAGUAACUACAAGGCCCAGAGGCCACGAUUUUUUUGGACUAACACACCCAAUAGUUUUGAACUUGAUUCAGUGUUCACCAGGUUCAAGAAAAUGUGCACACUACAAGUGGAGCAAGUUCGAAGUAUCAAAAAACAGUGAGCAAUUUGUAGAAGACAAUGAUACGAGUUUAAGCUUUAAAAUGCUGCAAAGAAGUAUAGAUUAUUGUAAAUAUAAAAUGGGACCUGCAUGAAUCUUUUUAAAAUAAUUUAUUGAUUCCAAACAUUAGCCGAAACAUUAACCUUUCUCUUAAUUACUUACAAAAUAAAAUACUUCUACACAUUCUAAACAGA